CUAUGUCCAUAAAAUGAACAUAAAAAAUAUACAUUUAAACCGGAAGCACGUGUUGGCUUCCAAAAUAAAAGUAUUGCGUUGAUGAGAAACAAUAAUAAAAACAAAACUACGGUUAAUGCUAAGCUAACAUAAUUUUAUCUGUCUGACAAAGUUUGAAUUUCAAAAAUGCCACGAAAGAAAAUAGAUAACCGUAUACGAGUUCUGAUUGAAAAUGGAAUGGUUACUAAACAUAGAAGUAUGAUAGUGGUUGUUGGUGAUCAUGGCAAGGAUCAGGUUGUUAUUCUACAUCAUAUGUUAUCUAAAGCAGCUGUUAAAGCCAGACCAUCUGUGUUAUGGUGUUAUAAAAAAGAACUUGGAUUUAGCAGCAACAGAAAGAAAAGAAUGAGACAUCUGCAGAAGAAAAUUAAAAGUGGGAAACUUGAUGUUAAAGAGGAUGAUCCGUUUGAAUUAUUUGUUGCAGCUACACAGAUUAGAUAUUGUUAUUAUGCUGAAACACAUAAGAUAUUGGGUAACACAUAUGGAAUGUGUGUGUUACAGGAUUUUGAAGCUUUAACCCCCAACUUGCUAGCUAGAACUAUAGAGACAGUAGAAGGAGGAGGAUUAAUUGUUAUUUUAUUACGGACCAUGUCAUCUUUAAAACAACUCUACACAAUGACCAUGGAUGUUCACUCUAGAUAUAGAACAGAAGCUCAUAAUGAUGUUGUGUGUAGAUUUAAUGAAAGGUUUUUAUUAUCAUUAGCAUCAUGUAAAUCUUGUAUGGUGAUGGAUGAUCAGUUUAAUAUAUUACCUAUCUCUACCUUAACGUCAAAUAUAGAACCUAUCCCGCCUAAAUCAGCAGAUGAUCCAAUAAGUCCUAGUCAGCAAGAAUUAAAAGACUUACAGGAAUCACUACAAGACACCCAGCCUGUUGGUGCUUUAGCUAAUUGCUGCAAAACUUUAGAUCAGGCUAAAGCUGUGUUAAAGUUUGUAGAAGCUAUAUCAGAGAAAACUUUACGAUCAACAGUUGUUAUGACAGCAGCUCGAGGGCGGGGGAAAUCAGCGGCUUUAGGUAUCGCUAUUGCAACAGCUGUAGGAUUUGGAUAUUCUAAUAUUUUUGUAACAGCACCCAGUCCAGAGAAUUUGAAGACAUUAUUUGAGUUUAUAUUUAAAGGUUUUGAUGCCCUUGAAUACCAGGAACAUAUGGAUUAUGAGAUAGUUCAAUCUACAAAUCCUGAUUAUAACCAGGCUGUUGUUAGAGUUAAUAUAUUUAGAGAACAUAGACAAACAAUUCAGUAUAUUCAUCCGUCUGAUGCUCACAGAUUAGGACAAGCCGAGUUAGUUUGUAUAGAUGAGGCUGCUGCCAUACCAUUACCUCUAGUUAAAAAUCUUCUAGGACCUUAUCUUGUUUUUAUGUCUUCUACUGUUAAUGGUUAUGAAGGUACUGGAAGAUCUUUAUCAUUAAAAUUAGUUCAACAGUUACGUCAACAAUCAGCCACGUUUGGUGGAAAUAGUAAAGAAGUACAAAAAGCUGUCAGCAUGACGUCUGCUAAAUCCGAUAGUGGAGUAUCAACCUCAGGUCGUAUACUACAUGAAGUAGUAUUAAAUGAAUCUAUAAGAUAUGCUGAUAAUGAUCCUAUAGAAGAUUGGUUAUAUAAGUUACUAUGUUUAGAUGCUACAAAUGUACCUAGAAUUAUAUCAGGCUGUCCUUUACCAGAAUUAUGUGAUCUAUAUUAUGUAAAUAGAGAUACUCUUUUUGCUUAUCAUAAAGCUUCUGAAUCCUUCUUACAGCGACUCAUGUCUCUAUACGUAUCUUCACAUUAUAAGAAUACACCUAAUGAUCUACAGUUAUUAUCUGAUGCUCCAGCUCAUCAUAUUUUUGUUUUAAUCGGACCUGUUGACCCUAAACAAAAUUCAUUACCAGAUGUACUCUGUGUGUUACAGGUAUGUUUAGAAGGGGAGAUAAGUAAGAAGACAGUUAUGAAUAGUUUAUCACGAGGUAUGAGAGCAUCAGGUGAUUUAAUACCAUGGACAGUAUCACAACAGUUUCAGGAUCAUGAUUUUCCUAGUCUGUCUGGUGCUAGAAUAGUCAGAAUAGCAACACAUCCAGAUUAUCAAGGGUUUGGAUAUGGAGGUCGAGCUAUGAAAGUUUUACAGGAGUAUUAUGAAGGUAAAAUACAAAGUUUAACAGAAGAUGGUGCUAAAGAAGAACAAGAUAUACCUACUGUCGAUAAUGAGGACAUAGAUUUAUUAGAAGAAAGAUUAGCUCCAAGAAAAAAUCUACCUCCAUUAUUAUUGAAGUUGAGUGAAAGAAAGGCAGAGAGAUUGGAUUAUCUUGGUGUAUCAUAUGGUUUAACAUCAGAUCUUUUGCGAUUUUGGAAAAAAAGUGGCUUUGCACCAGUUUAUCUUCGACAAACACCUAAUGAAUUAACAGGGGAACAUUCUUGUAUUAUGUUAAAAAUUCUCAACUCUGAUGGUGGUACACAGACUAACACUGAUUGGCUUCAUCAUUAUUGGAAUGAUUUCCGGAGGAGAAUGGUUUCAUUGUUAUCAUUCCAGUUCCGUAAUUUCAAACCAGCAAUGGCACUGAAUAUUCUCUCACAAAAACAGUUCAAACAUAAAGAUCAGAGGGAACUUUCUCGUAGUGAAUUAGAGAUUUUCUUUACAAGUUAUGAUUUGAAGCGUUUAGAGUUAUAUUCACAGAAUAUGGUGGAUUAUCAUCUUAUAUUAGAUUUAUUGCCCUGUAUAAGUCGAUUAUAUUUUCUAGGAAGAAUACCCAUUUCACUCUCUGUAGUUCAGCAGGGUAUAUUAUUAGGUCUAGGAUUACAAUAUAAAACAGUAGAAGAUUUAGAGAAAGAGAUAGAUUUACCGGUCAGUCAGUUAUUAGCCCUCUUUCUUAGAAUUAUCAAGAAAGUGGUUCAGGUUUUUAGUGGCAUCUUGGAACAAGAAAUAGCUCAAGAAAUGGUGAAAGAAAAGAAGAUAGAUAUGAAACCAGUUAAACAGAGUUUAAACGACGACCUUAUGGAAGGAGCUGGUGUUGUCAUGGAGAGGGAAAAGAAAAAUUUUGAAAAGUUAUUAAAAGAUGAUUUGGGUGAAUUUGCUAUUAAAGGAACUGAUAAAGAUUGGCAACAAGCAUUAGAUUGUGGGAACAAAGAUACACUAAGUAUAAAAAGUGCUUUAAAAAGAAAACAAAAUAUAACAGAGGAUAUUAAACCUAAAGAUUUGCAUGGUAAAAAGAAAAAAUUCAAGAAGAAAAACAAACAGUGAUUGGUGAAAUUGGUGUAAAUAGUUUAAUGUAAAAGGAAAGUGUGUAUGGACUUGUUUACAAGUGAUACAAGCUUCUUGAAAAAUCUACCCAAGAGUCAAUUUUCAUGAAAAGAAAUUCAAUAAUUGAUUGUUGAAAAAUCAAAAUUUACCAACUAAUUUGUGGUCUUUUCUGUCAAAUAAAAUUGAUAUGCAUUUGCAGAAUCAUAUGACUGAAAAUGGAGAUAUUUAAUAAACUUCUUAAGAAUUUGUGGAAUGUUUAUUCUUUUUAUACACAAUAAAUAAGAAAGAACAUAAGCUGCUGAUGUAAAAAUGGAACUAUUACAUUGUAUACUAUAUAAAUGAAAAUAAAUAAAAUGAAAUCUAAACAUAAAA
Messenger RNA from Patella vulgata (common limpet), 3615 nucleotides. Its product is annotated as RNA cytidine acetyltransferase. The record is from RefSeq and is a predicted model, not a curated record. Gene Ontology annotation, molecular function: 18S rRNA cytidine N-acetyltransferase activity; ATP binding; tRNA binding. The transcript is spliced from 27 exons. Lineage: Eukaryota; Metazoa; Mollusca; Gastropoda; Patellidae. The coding region runs from base 166 to 3243 and encodes 1025 amino acids. Gene Ontology annotation, biological process: rRNA acetylation involved in maturation of SSU-rRNA. Gene Ontology annotation, cellular component: 90S preribosome; nucleolus.